This is a messenger RNA of Phycomyces blakesleeanus NRRL 1555(-), 327 nucleotides long. RefSeq lists its product as hypothetical. The record is from RefSeq and is a predicted model, not a curated record. Lineage: Eukaryota; Fungi; Mucoromycota; Mucoromycetes; Mucorales; Phycomycetaceae. The coding region runs from base 1 to 327 and encodes 108 amino acids. The transcript has 2 exons.
AUGGCAAGAUUUGCUACAAAAGAUGGAAAAUCUAAGGAAACAUAUGCUGGUCAUAUCAAAUACAUUUUUGUCCAUGAUUUUUCUCCACAACCCACAGCCACUAAUUUCUUCCACUACUUGAACUCACAGCAUUAUAAAGCCCCUUACCACCAAUUAAAAACUGAACAGGGCAUGGUAUUGUGUGAGCCGACAUUUGUAAAGUACAAUUCUAAAAAUAUUUUGCCAGUUCACUGCAUUCUCUUAUCAGUUGCAAUUGGUGAUCAUGUAUCUGAUGAUGGUACUGCAAAAGUCAUUGUCAUUUCUUUACCAAGAAAGCUUUAUGCUUAA